AUGGCGAGUUCCCUUUCUUCAAUCUCUCUACCGCGAUGUUUCAUCGCCAAGAACGGUAGUCAGAAAUCAAGCCCGUGGCUUUAUCAGCCGUGGACGGGCUCGAGCAGUCUCAUCCUCAACAACUCCUCAAAGCAUCAUCAUCAUCGUCCACUAUCUUCUUCUUCGCCGGCUUCCACCGUAGAAACUGAUGACGAUGACGACGACCUCACUUUCAGAGGAAUAAUGAACAGUGGCUGCAGAGGGUGCGGGAAGGAGGAGAAAGAGAGUGGAUGUAACGGGGACGGGCGGAUUCAAGGCGGCAUUGCAACUGUCCCCGGUUUCGGCUGGUGGCCCAUCAAGGCUUACCGGCCUUGUCCCGCGUUUGUGGAGGCCGGAGGUAGAUACCGCCGCAUAGGCCAGAGCAUGGACGAGGUUGCCUUUGGUCGUGGAGACUCUACUUCCACCACCGCUUCGCAGCUUAGAAGCAUGAGGCCUUUGGAGAAGGAAGACGAAUCGGUUACUGCCUUUGGACACCGGAACCGUUUUACCGGUUACUGGAUGGUGUACUACGCUUAG
Molecule: messenger RNA, 555 nt
Organism: Thlaspi arvense
Lineage: Eukaryota; Viridiplantae; Streptophyta; Magnoliopsida; Brassicales; Brassicaceae
Source: the annotation of a GenBank genome assembly